GCGAUCAUAUCGGCCAAGCGACACGGGACGAACUUUUCGCCAGUGACACUCGUCGGUGCAGCUUAUAAGAUUCAAAACACAGCUGUACAAAUAAGAAGCCAUGUCUAGGAGCUGCGCGAUCGUUCUGGUGGUUUGCGGAUUCGCAGCCCUUACCUCUCUACCCACCUCUAAAGCGCAGGCUCUAUCAUCACCGUAUGAAGCAUCAGCAGCGACGGAGAGUCGGAGCGGCUGGGACGCGCUGGGUGGGCUGUACGCGUUGUUGGCGCAGCACGACGCACUGGGCGGCCAUGCACUAGCCCGCAAGUCGGUGAGGUCGCCCUCCCGGCGGCUGCGCUUCGGCAGGCGAUCCGACCCUGAUAUGCCUCCUCAGGCACCUGUGGAUGAGAUGGAAGAGCUGAUGUCGCUGCGCGAGGUGCGAACACCGGUGCGCCUGCGGUUCGGCCGCCGGUCCGAUGAACGCGCCGUGCCGCACAUUUUCCCACAGGAGGAACAAGACCGCGAUGUUCGUGCCCCGUCGAUGCGCCUGCGAUUCGGCCGCCGAUCCGACAACAAUAUGUUUUUAAUGCCAUACGAGUCUGCUCUCCCCAAAGAGGUGAAAGCUAACGGCUCCACCGAAGACGACAGGCAGCAGGACUAAACCGGAGUCUCGUUUCUAGCUCUACACAUCCGCUCCGUACAAAUAUCAACAGUUACUUCUAAGCAACCAACUUUUACGUGUCAAAAUAAAAAAUAUAUCAAUUUUUAGAUGUUAUUCCACUACAUUUGUAAGCUAUAUGUACAUAAUAAUCAGAUAGUGUAUUAAAUGUUGUUGAAAUGUUAAGAUUCUUAUUAUCACUCACUUAACACUAUAUUAUUUCUCCUUACAUAUAAACUGUGAUUAACCGGAAAUUUUCCUUUCAAUACCUUUAUAUUGUAGGUAAUGUUACUCUAGUCAAUAUUACAACUAAGACUGUUUCUAUUUUGUUUAACUCUCUAUGUAUUAGUAUAUAUAUGUUAUAUAAAACUUUUCAGCGAAAAGUUCUACGUUUUCAAAUGCUGGGUAAAUGUAAAACUUUUCCGUCUCUAGUUAUGUUUAUUGGUUCCUUUUAAUACUAUUAAAAUGGUAUCUAUAUUCAUUUGAUAUUAAUCAACAAGGCGUAAAAUUAAACAAUAAGUGUACUAGUAAAUUAUUUUAAUUUUGUAUAGAUAUUAUAAUAGAACGAUUGAUGAGUUGAAAUAUAAAAU
This is a messenger RNA of Amyelois transitella, 1224 nucleotides long. RefSeq names its product short neuropeptide F (gene sNPF). The transcript has 7 exons. NCBI's taxonomy places the organism in Eukaryota, Metazoa, Arthropoda, Insecta, Lepidoptera, Pyralidae. The record is from RefSeq and is a predicted model, not a curated record. Bases 101 to 637 code for a protein of 178 amino acids.